AUGGACUUUGAUGAUAAAAAGUCCGAAGGCGAACUUCUAGGGGAGUAUUCUAUGUCCUUUAAAGACUGUGCCGAGAAGUGUCGGGGGGAUUGUAGGGUGUUUGGGUAUAAUGAAGGAUUGAAGAAAUGUCGGCUCCACAGGAAACUCCACAAGUCGUCAACAUCAGAUGAGGAGGGCUGGAGAUACUUUUUUCAUGAUUUUCUCCCUAGAGAUUGUAAAGAACUCCUUGAUAACGACUACACAUAUACAGGGGUCUCUAUUCCUGUCAAGGUGUUUUGUGACAUGACAACAAUAGGAGGGGGAUGGACGGCAAUUCAAAAACGGAUGGAUGGAUACGUGAACUUUGAUAGGAACUGGAUAGAUUAUAAAAAUGGAUUUGGUUCAUCGGAAGCGGAAGUCUGGAUUGGACAUGACGUAAUCCAUCAAUUAACGAAAGAAAACACCUCAUCCUUGUAUGUAACCAUUACUCUACAGAAUGGUACAACGCUGUAUGAAAUGUACGAAGGAUUUUCUGUCUCCAACGAAGCAGGAAAAUAUCAACUGUUUCUUGCAGGACCUGCCACGGGGACUUUAGGAGACAGUAUGAUAGACACAGGUUAUCCUUACCAUGAUCUGUCUGGGAUGUACUUCAGUACUCCAGACAGGGAUAACGACAGAUCUAGAGAUAAUAACUGUGCUGCUGCUAGUAGCCGUAGAGGGGGCUGGUGGUUUAAUUCCUGUCACCGCGCCUUCCUUAACGGUGUGUGGUCCUCAGAGUCCUGGCACUGGCCAUGGGAUCCCACAGUAAGGAGUGGGACAUCAGUGAAGGGAACCACCAUGAUGGUCAGACGUCACUAGAUGACCGACCACCCAUCAAUCAGAAAAAUCGUUUAUGAUAAAGCAGAUGGUUUUGAAUUAAUCUUCAUCAGGAGGUCCUUUUUUUAAAAAUAGUGUUCGACAUGAAGUGAGAACACUUGCA
Saccostrea cuccullata (small rock oyster) is the source of this 958-nucleotide messenger RNA. RefSeq names its product fibroleukin-like. The transcript has 7 exons. The record is from RefSeq and is a predicted model, not a curated record. The coding region runs from base 1 to 837 and encodes 278 amino acids. Lineage: Eukaryota; Metazoa; Mollusca; Bivalvia; Ostreida; Ostreidae.